AUGCAGUUAUAUUUUUGCCAACCCCCUAGCUGCUACUCUGGCCAAGCCUUGAGCAAGGCGAGAGGGCCUGUGCUCCCCGUGCUGGUGCAGUCACUGUUGGAUAGUCUCAUAGCCAUCAUGGCAAGGGUUUCAACGUGA
Molecule: messenger RNA, 138 nt
Organism: Pochonia chlamydosporia 170
Lineage: Eukaryota; Fungi; Ascomycota; Sordariomycetes; Hypocreales; Clavicipitaceae
Exons: 2
Coding region: 1-138 (45 amino acids)
Source: RefSeq, a predicted model, not a curated record